Messenger RNA from Misgurnus anguillicaudatus (oriental weatherfish), 2455 nucleotides. The record is from RefSeq and is a predicted model, not a curated record. Lineage: Eukaryota; Metazoa; Chordata; Actinopteri; Cypriniformes; Cobitidae.
CUAAAUUGAUUUCAGGCUGUUUUCUUCUUUCGGUCUGUCUGUUUGUACGUACGUUAAAAUGGCAGAAGCCAGUAUUUCAGUGGCUCAGGAUCAGUUCAUCUGUUCAAUCUGUCUGGAUCUACUGAAGGAUCCAGUGACCAUUCCCUGUGGACACAGUUACUGUAUGAGCUGUAUUACAGACUGCUGGGAUCAGAAGAGAGACUACAGCUGCCCUCAAUGCAGACAGACCUUCACUACAAGACCUGUUUUAAAUAAGAAUGUGGUGUUUGCUCAGAUGGUGGAGAUGCUGAAGAAUACAAGACUCCAGAUUGGUCGACCUUCUCCCAGUUAUGCUGGACCUGGAGAUGUGGAGUGUGACGUCUGUACUGAGAGAAAACACAAAGCUGUCAAGUCCUGUCUGGUGUGUCUGAACUCUUACUGUCAAAAUCAUGUUGAACAACAUGAGAAAUUCUUCAAAGACAAGAGACACAACCUAACAGACGCCACUGGACGACUUCAGCAGAUGAUCUGCCCUCAACAUGAGAAACUUUUAGAGAUUUACUGUAAAACUGAUCAGCUCUGUAUAUGUUAUCUGUGUAUGGUGGGAAAGCACAAGAAUCACAACACUAUACCAGCUAAAGAAGAGAGGACUGAGAAACAGAAACAACUGAAGGAGACGCAUAGAAAAUACCAGCAGAGAAUCCUGGAGAGCCAGAAGAAGCUUCAGGAGCUGAGAGAUGCUGUGGAGACUCAUAAGCGCUCUGCACAGACAGCAGUGGACGACACUGAGAGGAUCUUUACUCAACUGAUCACAUCCAUUGAGAGAAGACGAUCUGAGGUGACACAGCUGAUCAGAGAUCAGGAAAAGACUGCAGUGAGUGAAGCUGAAGGACUCUUGAAGCGACUGGAGCAGGAGAUUGAUGAUCUGAGGAGGAGAGACGCUGAGCUGGAGCAGCUUUCACACACAGAUGAUCACAUCCAUUUCCUCCAGAGUUUUCAGUCUCUCUCUGUUCCUCCUGGAUCUUCAGACUCACUCAGCAUCACUGUCAGCUCUCUCAUCUCUUUUGAUGAUGUAGGAAAAUCUGUGUCUCAUCUGAGAGAGAAACUGAAGGAUUUCUGUAGAGAAGAGAGAAAGAUAUUUGAUAAAGUUACUCCUGAGCCGAAGACCAGAGAGCAGUUCCUAAAAUAUUAUCAUCAGGUCAAUCUGGAUCUUAACACAGUAAAUAAACGUCUCCGUCUGUCUGAGGGGAACAGAGUGAUUACUAACACUUACACAGUCCAGCCGUAUCCUGAUCAUCCAGACAGAUUUAAUCAUUGGGAUCAGGUGUUGUGUAGUGAAAGUGUGAGUGGACGCUGUUACUGGGAGGUUGAGUGUAGUGGUCAGGUGUUUAUAUCAGUGUCAUAUAAGAGCAUCAGCAGGAAGGGACGGGGUAAUGAGUGUUUGUUUGGAGGUAAUGAUCAGUCCUGGACUUUGUACUGCUGUGGCUCCAGUUGUUCAUUCUGGCACAAUAACAAUCACACUAAACUCCCUGUAGUGUUCAGAUCUUUUAGAAUAGGAGUUUAUGUGAAUCACAGUUCAGGAUCUCUGUCCUUCUACAGCGUCUCUGACACAAUGACCCUCAUCCACAGAGUCAACACCACAUUCACUAAACCUCUCUAUCCUGGGUUUUGUGUUUAUGGAUCAGUGAAACUGUGUGAUCUAACAAUAUAGAUAAUACAGAGAUUGUCAUAGAAGUUUGAAAUUAAUGAUAAAUCAACAUCUAUGAAGUGUCAAGUAUAAUAUUUCUAAUCACUUUAUUAUUAUUGAUUUUCUCUCUUUAAGUUUCUAGAUUUUACAUGUACAUAUUCUUGAACAUUUAUGUGUACUUAUCAGCAUAAAUUUAUUAUUUAAGCAUUUUGGCGUUUGCCUCUAGAGGGCAUUUAAGUUUAAAGUAAACGAUAAAAGGCGCUCUAAGCGAAUUGACGCGUUUUAGACCAUAAAACAUUUUUUGUUACAUACAACAAACAUCUCCUCACUAUCUGCUUGCUGCCUGUCCGCUGAUCAAACUGUAAAAAAACGCGAUCUCUGUAGACAGCUCAGGCUCGACAAACGGCAAUAUCAACAUAGUGGCCAAACCUAGCACAACAAAACAUAACAAAGUGUUCCAGCCAAUAAACGACAAGAAGGAUUUGGGGGUGGGGGUUGGGCGCGUUCAUGAAAGCACGGAUGGGAGAGGGAGGGGGAGGCGUUAGCUACGCUCCGUUUGUUUGAAAACAGUUCAAACAUCAACAGGAAGUGACGUCGCACAUUAUUCGCUUAGAGAGCCUUUAAAUCCUUAGCGUUCAUUGUUUCAGUGGUUUUAUUUAAAGGAUGCCGCCUUCAAAAAGUUUUGACAUCUAAAAAAUAAACAUAUAAAUAAUAUCAAGGAAAUUACAAAAUGCCACCCGUGUUCACAAAUGCCGUUCAUGUGUUUCUGGGUUUAAAACAUUGUGAUAU